UCAACAAUGAGAAGGCAAUACUCUUUUGGAUUUAGAAGAAAAAAUUCUGAAAUGUUUCCUUAUUUCUGCGAAAUAUGCGUACCCCAACGACGUUUUAAUACAACUUCUGGCAAAGCUAGUCAUGAUAGAAUGAAGCACGGUGGGGCAUUUAGAAUUACAAGUACACCGUAUUCGAGGGAUCCACAAUUACCUAUUUAUCACAGUAGUCAAAGUGGUCAGACAUGCUCAUCGAGUUAUUCUUUAAGCACAUUGACAGGAAGUGAACUUCAGGCAUUUGUCAGGAAUGAAAUAGAACCUGACACGUCCUACAUUUCCAGUUGUAAAGCAGUGGUACAACGCCUUUGCUUCUUCAUGCAAAACAACUUUCCAGAUGAACUGAGGCCAUCUGAAGUUAUCAAAAGUGGUUCGCUUGGAAAAGGCACAGCAGUCAAAGGAAAAUCAGAUGCAGAUCUUGUUGUUUUCCUGUCUAGCUUUCAUUCGAUUUCGAAGCUGCACUCCACUUUGCCAUCAAUUUUACAAAGAAUGAAACUGUAUCUCGGCCAACACGGUCAUUGUACCGUAGAGGGAACAACACGCCACGCCGUGAAAGUGUCUUUAUCAUGUCAUGCUGGCCAUACCCAUGAUGUGGAUAUACUUCCCAGUGUCAACAUAUUGAGUAAAAACCUAAAAACAGAAAUAUAUUCAUCGAUGAAGUCUGAGUCACCAGCGCUGAGAGAAUACUACUCAGCUGCUCUGGCACCACUACAAAUUUCAUUUGUUUCAAACGUUCCUACAAAAGUUAAAACCCUGAUUCGUUUGAUCAAAUACUGGAGGAAAACUUUCUUUGAGGAGAGCAGUUCUCGACGAUUACCAAGCUCCUAUCCACUGGAGCUAAUAACAAUUGGAGAGUGGGAAGAUGCUGGGAGCCCGCAGAAUUUUGAUUUACUGAAAGGCUUCUACCAUGUAUUGAGAGCAAUUGCUAACUACACAAAGCUUAAGCAUGCAUGGAAUACAAAUUAUAAUUUUGACAAUUUUAAAUGUUACGAUUCCUGCUAUGUUAUGGAUCCAGCAAAUCCGUUCAACAAUGUUAUGAAGGCCUGUGACUGUUGGAGCAUGGUGGCAGAAAAAACAAAUCAGUUUCUUACCAAACCGCUAUUCUACGGAGUUUCAGUUUAUGGUGGCUGGCAUUAGAGGAGACACAUUUUGUAUCACAAACUGAUUUUCUAUAUUGGACUGCAUGUUUAAUUGAAAAUUUUUUGUAUGCUUAAAGAUUUUGAAAAUGGGUAACAAACACAAUUCGGACGAAUAUCGAGAAACAUUUGUUUA
Molecule: messenger RNA, 1305 nt
Organism: Saccostrea cuccullata (small rock oyster)
Lineage: Eukaryota; Metazoa; Mollusca; Bivalvia; Ostreida; Ostreidae
Product: 2'-5'-oligoadenylate synthase 2-like
Exons: 5
Coding region: 7-1170 (387 amino acids)
Biological process (GO): regulation of ribonuclease activity
Cellular component (GO): membrane; cytosol; nucleoplasm
Molecular function (GO): 2'-5'-oligoadenylate synthetase activity; double-stranded RNA binding
Source: RefSeq, a predicted model, not a curated record